CUCAAAUUUGCAUUUGUCACUGUCAUUUAUAAUCCGUCGUAAACUCACCAAAGGAAAAUGUCUUGCCGCGAAGAAAAAGCACCAAAAGGUGACCAAAAAAUCAUUAAAUCAGUUUACGCUCGUAGUAUUUUUGACUCAAGAGGUAAUCCUACUGUAGAAGUAGACCUCAUCACUGACUUAGGUCUAUUUAGGGCGGCUGUACCUUCUGGUGCCAGCACGGGAGUCCAUGAAGCUCUGGAACUACGUGAUGAGGUCCCCCAGGACUACUGUGGUAAAGGUGUAUCAAAGGCAGUUGAUCAUGUUAAUAACACUAUUGGACCAGAGCUAGUUAAGCAAGAUUUUUGUGUAACUCAGCAAGAGGAAAUCGAUGAUUUUAUGAUUGCCCUUGAUGGUACUGAUAACAAAUCAAAGUUUGGGGCAAAUGCUAUAUUAGGGGUAUCCCUAGCUGUGUGUAAAGCAGGAGCAGCUAAACGAGGCCUACCGUUAUAUAGACAUAUAGCGGACUUAGCAGGUAAUAAGACACUUAUACUACCAGUGCCUGCGUUUAAUGUUAUUAAUGGUGGUUCUCAUGCUGGAAACAAGUUAGCCAUGCAGGAAUUUAUGAUUCUUCCUACAGGAGCAUGUUCUUUUACCGAAGCAAUGAAAAUGGGUACAGAAGUAUAUCACAACCUUAAAAAAAUUAUUAAAGAUAAAUAUGGAUUGGAUGCUACAGCAGUCGGAGAUGAAGGGGGGUUUGCGCCUAACAUUACAAAUAAUAAAGAUGCUUUGGCAAUUAUUAAUGACGCCAUCGGCAAAGCUGGAUACACCGGAAGAGUUGAAAUUGGUAUGGAUGUGGCAGCUUCUGAAUUUUUCAAAGAUGGAUUGUAUGAUUUGGACUUUAAAAAUCCAAAAAGUGAUAAGAAAAACUGGAUUAAAGGAGAAAAACUCAUGACAAUGUACCAAGAUUUUAUUAAGUCGUAUCCAAUUGUCUCUAUAGAAGAUCCGUUUGAUCAAGACGACUGGGAGACUUGGACUCUAAUGAAGAGCUGCACUAAUAUACAAAUAGUUGGUGAUGACCUUACCGUAACAAACCCAAAAAGAAUUCAAACAGCUAUUGAAAAGAAUGCGUGUAACUGUUUGCUUCUAAAAGUUAACCAGAUCGGUACCGUAACUGAAUCUAUUAGGGCUCAUUUAUUAGCUAAACAGAAUGGCUGGGGCACCAUGGUGUCCCAUCGAUCCGGAGAAACUGAAGACACCUUUAUAGCGGAUUUGGUUGUGGGUUUAUCGACUGGUCAAAUAAAAACAGGCGCACCAUGCAGGUCUGAAAGGCUGGCGAAAUAUAAUCAGAUUUUAAGGAUUGAGGAAGAGUUGGGACCAAACGUUAGGUUUGCUGGAAAGGCUUUUAGAAAGCCAUCGUGCUAAAUAAAUUAUUGUGAAUUUAGUUGAAAAAUAUAUCGAGUAAAAAAGCACCUUAUUAUUGAAGAAGUGUACGGCAAUAGAAUAAUAUCAAUUUACGCAUUUGAAUAAAAAAUUUAACGUACAA
Anthonomus grandis grandis is the source of this 1522-nucleotide messenger RNA. Its product is annotated as enolase-like. The transcript has a single exon. Gene Ontology annotation, molecular function: phosphopyruvate hydratase activity; magnesium ion binding. The record is from RefSeq and is a predicted model, not a curated record. NCBI's taxonomy places the organism in Eukaryota, Metazoa, Arthropoda, Insecta, Coleoptera, Curculionidae. Bases 58 to 1401 code for a protein of 447 amino acids. Gene Ontology annotation, biological process: glycolytic process. Gene Ontology annotation, cellular component: phosphopyruvate hydratase complex.